Molecule: messenger RNA, 763 nt
Organism: Cylas formicarius (sweet potato weevil)
Lineage: Eukaryota; Metazoa; Arthropoda; Insecta; Coleoptera; Brentidae
Exons: 8
Coding region: 137-700 (187 amino acids)
Source: RefSeq, a predicted model, not a curated record
AACCGUCCUGACAUAAAUUCUAAAAAUAGUCAUGAAGAAGUCGUUAUUUUUCAACUAACUAUAUAAGAUUCCGUGUUGAAAGUGAUCCUAUCAGUUUUGGUGGAUGUGCGAAUACGUAUAAUGCGAACAAAGGACGAUGAAUCUGCAAUUGGCGAUAGUGUUUGUUGUCACUUUUAGUUUCUCGAAUUCCUCGCCUUGUGGAAGUCCUUCACCUUAUCCUCAGUUCUUGCCGGUGGCAGUAAAAGUGGAUUAUGCACCUCCUCCUCUAACUAGAAUCAAACAUCAUGGAUCUUCACAUAAUGCGUUUGAUUUUGAAAAAUCGUCAGCCCCUACCAUAAAAGACAAGGAUGAAAAGAACGAAAUACCGAAGAAAGAGGACGCCAAUUUGGUUGUCACGUCUUUAACAGGAAAUAACAAGUCCGAACCAAUUAAUCUUCUUGCACUCUCGACACUGCGUGAUCAAAAUGAAAGUCAACUACCACCUAAACGGCUCAACAAUAAAGCAAGACGGCGCAGGGUAAAGCCAAAGGAUUCGAAGAAGUUAGUUAUAAACCAAAACAGCAACAAUUAUUGGUCCCUGAAAUCCAUUAACGAUAAACCUGCGUACGAAGUAUUAGUUACGGAUAAAGCGUCGGUGGCACGAGAUCUGAAGGACACUACUGAGAGUGCUCUCAUUACCGUUCAGAAAAUGAAAACAUAGGAUUACGUCAGUGAUAACAAUGUAAAGCUUUUGGCAUAAUAAAUAUCUUUUUCGAAGCCGUCA